CACGUAGAUCACAUAUUGUGAUCUCAAUAAUUUAUUUUCCAGAGGAAACUGUAGAGAAGAUUUCACCUCCCCCAACUGCGUAAAUUGGAAAUGUAGAGUUAAUUUGUAAAUUAUGAAUUUGAUGAGUGAUAAUACCAGGCCGCUUAAGUAGCUAGCCAGAAAUCGAUUGCUUUCAACUGACUCGGCUCUCUGAGAUCAGUUAAACCCUGUACACCAUUAAUGAUCUCAGUCGCAAACGUGAGCACUGCUCGUUGACAUGAGUGGUAUACAGCUGUAGUGAGAGCUGGCUGCUAGCCGAAAUUGGCAGAUAGUAAUUUACGUCAAUGUUUACGUCCCCAAUGUUGGUCAUGAGAAAAAUAAGAACAAAGACCGAUUCAACAACCAGUCACAGCAGACUGCGUAGGUGGAUACAAUUUGCAGAUAGAUAAUCUGAACUUCAAUGAACGGCCACAAAGAGAUGAGACAAAGAGAGAGACGUUCAGCGAGAAACCACCGAUCAGAAGACUGUGUUUGUUUACCCCCAAUAAUCUACAAUAAUGUACAUGAAAAUCUAAAAAUAUGUGUUGAUUUCUUAAAUAAAGUAUCUGUUGCCUGGCCCUGGUCUUCUGUUGUUACACAAUUACUCAUCUUGACCAAUCAGUUGACUUAUUUUUUAUUCAUGGUAUGUAUACAUUGUGAUUUAAUUGUAUACCUUUUAAGAUUUAAAGAUGCAGUAACAUUCAUCAUGUUACUAAAUGAAGUAAUAUUUCUUACAAGAAUUAAAUACCCGUUAUCAUAUUUUUUCUAAUUAAAA
Molecule: messenger RNA, 793 nt
Organism: Trichobilharzia szidati
Lineage: Eukaryota; Metazoa; Platyhelminthes; Trematoda; Strigeidida; Schistosomatidae
Source: the annotation of a GenBank genome assembly